Molecule: messenger RNA, 2350 nt
Organism: Nicotiana attenuata
Lineage: Eukaryota; Viridiplantae; Streptophyta; Magnoliopsida; Solanales; Solanaceae
Exons: 2
Coding region: 380-2098 (572 amino acids)
Source: RefSeq, a predicted model, not a curated record
UCUUUUUCUCCUCUUUAAAUAAAAGCAGCAGCCCCCAAGUCCUAACCUCUAUUUUCUGUCUUCUCCUCCACUUGCUCUCUUCUUACUCCAAACCCCCCCCCCCCUCCCUCCCUUUUUUUCCAGCUUACUCAACCCCUUCACCGAAAAAAAACAUCUUCUUGUUUUGUUGCCGAACAUACAAAGAUGAGAAUGUGAUCUGAAAGACUGCUCUAUUGAUCAACCCCACCUCCCAUAUUUUUCUACCACCCCAAACCAAGCUGAAUUUUUUCUUAUUUAUGUCUUCUUGAUAAGCUGAGAGUAAAUUCUUGAGAAUAUAUUAUUGUGGGGUUUUUCCAUUUUUUGUGUUGUGAUUGAGAAGAGGGAGGAAAAAGCUAUAAGUAUGUUUGGGAGGGAGUGUUGGUGUUGGGACAAUUACAAUGUCUCUGAUGAUUAUUAUUCAGUUGAACCUCACAAAUUUUCUUUGCCUUCACCCCUUCCUAAAUGGCCUCAAGGCAAAGGUUUUGCUAUAGGAAGAAUAUGCUUAGGUGAAAUUGAAGUUGUUCAAAUCACCAAGUUUAAGAAAAUUUGGGGUUGCAGCCCAUCAGUUGGGAAAUCAAAUUGCGUCUCCUUUUAUAAGCCGGAUGAAAUUCCACAAGGAUUUUCAUGCCUUGGUCACUACUGUCAGCCAGAUGGUGAGCACUUAACUGGCUAUGUUCUUGCUGCCAGAGACGCAUCUGUUAAUCAGAACCCAAAAGUCAAUGUUCAAGAUUCAUCUUCAAAGCUUCCUGCUCUUCAAAAACCUCUGAACUACACUAUGAUUUGGAGCUCAGACUCCCAAUACAAUGGAAGCGGUUAUAUUUGGAUGCCAAAUGCACCAGUUGGUUAUAAAUCUAUGGGAUUCGUGGCUUCUGUUGAGCCUAAUGAACCUGAUCCUGAUGAAGUUAGAUGUGUCCGUGCUGACUUGACGGCAAAAUGUGAGGCGUGUGAGAUGAUGUUUAGUUCAGAUUCCAUUUUCCCAAGGGACCAAUUUCAAGUUUGGGAAACAAGACCUUGCAAGAGGGGCAUGCUGUGUAAAGGGGUUUCUGUUGGUACAUUCUUCUGCAGUACAACCUUCAGUUCUGGAGAUGAACUCGAUAAUAUUGCAUGCUUGAAAAAUCUCGACUCUUCCCUACAUGCAAUGCCCAAUCUCGAGCAGAUCCAUGCACUCAUCAAGCACUAUGGACCGACAGUUUAUCUUCAUCCAGAUGAGAUUUAUUUGCCCUCCUCAGUCCCAUGGUUCUUCAUUAAUGGAGCUCUCCUCUACAAAGAUGGGAGGAAUAGUGGUAUAGCCAUCGACUCUAAAGGCUCAAACUUGCCUGCUGGUGGAGAAAACGAUGGUGAAUAUUGGCUUGAUUUGCCAAAUAAGGAUGAUGCAAAUCGAACCAAUGUCAAAUGUGGGAACAUUGAGAGCGCAGAGCUCUAUGUUCAUGUUAAACCAGCUUUAGGAGGAACCUUCACAGAUAUUGCAAUGUGGAUAUUCUGCCCUUUCAAUGGACCGGCUACCCUUAAGAUUGGGUUGUUGAGUUUUGCUUUGAAUAAAGUAGGAGAGCAUGUUGGUGAUUGGGAGCAUUAUACACUCCGUAUCAGCAACUUUUCUGGUGAGCUCUCGAGUGUGUAUUUCUCGGAGCAUAGUGGUGGUGAAUGGCUAGACGCCUGCAACUUGGAGUUCAUCGAGGGAAAUAGGUCAGUUGUAUAUGCAUCAAGAAAUGGCCACGCGAGUUUCCCACAUCCCGGCUGCUAUCUUCAGGGCUCUACUAAACUCGGGGUUGGAGUGAGGAACGAUUGUGCACGUAGCAAAUACCAUGUUGACUCUAGUAGCAAAUAUCAAAUUAUUGCUGCUGAAUACCUUGGAGAGGGAGUUGUUUCAGAACCACCAUGGUUGCAAUAUAUGAGGGAAUGGGGUCCAACCAUCAUAUACGAUGGGCGAUCAGAAGUUGAAAAAAUAAUCAAACAUCUUCCUUUUUUUAUGAGAUUUUCAGUGGAGAGUCUCAUUGAGUUAUUUCCAACUGAACUAUAUGGUGAAGCAGGGCCAACGGGACCAAAGGAAAAGGACAACUGGUUGGGGGAUGAAAGAUGGUAGUGGGUAGGCAAUGUGUUUGUGCUCCUAUUACUGAAUUGAUCCAAUCCCCACCAUUUCUUGCAUACAUUGGAUUGUGAGAGAGCUGCUAGUAGUAGCUAUACUGGGGGUUAAUGAAAAUCCCAGCUUAGGGGUAUCCAUUGUAUCUAUAUUGAUGGAUUAUCCAAUUCUAUGUAAAUUGUAACAGCAAUCAUAUAUUUGCAAGAUUAAUGUCGUUUUCACAGUAAUCAAAUUCAAGAUCCACAACCCAAUUAA